This is a messenger RNA of Williopsis jadinii, 1350 nucleotides long. It is a transcript of the gene GDI1, whose product is annotated as Gdi1p. Gene Ontology annotation, cellular component: cytoplasm. The transcript is spliced from 3 exons. Gene Ontology annotation, biological process: small GTPase-mediated signal transduction; vesicle-mediated transport; protein transport. NCBI's taxonomy places the organism in Eukaryota, Fungi, Ascomycota, Saccharomycetes, Phaffomycetales, Wickerhamomycetaceae. Bases 1 to 1350 code for a protein of 449 amino acids. The record is from RefSeq and is a predicted model, not a curated record. Gene Ontology annotation, molecular function: Rab GDP-dissociation inhibitor activity.
AUGGACGAAGAAUACGACGUGAUCGUGCUUGGAACUGGCUUGACGGAGUGUGUGCUCUCUGGGUUGCUCUCUGUUGAAGGAAAGAAGGUGCUUCACAUCGACCGUCAGGACUACUACGGUGGCGAGUCGGCGUCGUUGAACCUACAGCAGCUGUACGAGAAGUUCAAGCCUGGCAAGGAGGUUGAUGCCUCGUUGGGACGGAGCCGUGAUUACUGUGUUGAUCUCAUCCCCAAGUUCUUGAUGGCCAACGGAGAGUUGACCAACAUCCUUGUGCACACGAACGUGACGAGAUACGUGGAGUUCAAGCAGAUUGACGGGUCGUUUGUGUUCCGGUACGGGAAGCCGUCCAAGGUGCCGGCAACGGAGUACGAGGCCGUGACGAGCUCUCUCAUCGGCUUGUUCGAGAAGAGACGCUUGAAGAACUUCCUCCAGUGGGUUGCAAACUACAAGGAGGAUGACGUGGCCACGCACAAGGGCUUGAAGUUGGAUAUUGACACCACGGACGCGGUUUACAACAAGUUUGGGCUCGAAGAGGGCACCAAGAACUUCAUUGGCCAUGCCAUGGCACUCUACGAUAACGACGAGUACCUCCAGCAGCCUGCUCGUGAGGCAGUGGAGAGAGUGGUGCUCUACUGCCAGUCCGUGGCACGCUACGGCAAGUCUCCUUACCUCUAUCCGUUGUACGGGUUGGGCGAGCUACCUCAGGGCUUCAGUCGUUUGAGUGCCAUCUAUGGUGGUACCUUCAUGCUCAGCACCAAGGUUGAGCAGGUGUUGUACGACGAAGCAGGCGUGUUCCAGGGUGUCAAGCUAUCGCUCGAUGGCGAAGAGCACGUUGUCAAGGCCCCACAGGUGAUUGCAGACCCAACAUACUUCCCUGAGAAGGUGUCCAGCAGCGAGAAGGUGAUUAGAACCAUCUCAAUAGUGGAUCAGUUGCCUCUAAAGAAUGGAGAAACCUCUGCUCAGAUCAUCUUGACCGGUAAGGAGACUGGUAGAAAGAACGACAUCUACAUCGCACUCAUCGGCUCAGAGCAUAAGGUUGCACCACAGGGGAAGAACAUUGCGAUUGUUUCAUCCAUCAUAGAAGGUGACAAGCCUCCUCACAUCCAAUUGGAAUCAGCCUUCAAGCUCUUGGGUAUAAAGGCAUUCGACCGUACCUUUAUGGGCCUCUCCGACUUGUUUGCUCCAAUUGAAGACGGCUCAAAGGACAACGUUUACAUCUCAAAGUCGUACGAUGCAACUUCACAUUUCGAGUCUGUCACUGAAGACGUCAAGGACAUCUACUUCAGAGUCACAGGCAAACCAUUGAAGUUGACCAAACUAGAAGAAGGUGAGUUCAACGCUCAGGCCUGA